AUGCUCGCUCGUCCCGAUUACCCCGUGACUCUGGGUCACGAAGGUGUUGGCUACAUUGAGGAGAUCGACCCUGCAGCAGAGGGCAAGGGUUUCAAAGUCGGUGAUGCAAUUGGUUUUAAUUAUUUCAUUGGAUGCUGCUUUGAAUGUGAGGGCUGCAUGGUCCACAAUUUGUACUGCGAGACCGGCGGCUCCAAACUACAAGGCUUCGCCGUCGACGGAUUUUUCCAAGAAUACGCAGUCGUCGACUGGCAGAACGCGGUGCAGCUCCCCGAAAGCCUCGACAUGUCCAAAACCGCACCGCUAUUCUGCGCAGGCAUCACCGCAUUCCACUCCGUCGACAGCUGCGAGCUCAAGGAGGGACAGUGGCUCGCUGUCAUCGGCUGCGGCGGCCUCGGACAAUACGCAAUCCAGUACGCCAAAGCUAUGGGAAUCAAGACGAUCGGCCUCGACAUCAAUGACUCCCAGCUUGAGAUGGCGAAAAAGGUGGGAGCAGAUGCUACGUUUAAUACGAUGACGAACAAGAACUACGUCGAUGAGGUCAAGAAGUUGACGGGUAAGGGAUGCCAUGCGGCGGCUGUGUAUAGUGCGGCGAAUGCUGCCUAUGCGGGCGCUCCGAACGUCCUCAGGAUCGGAGGCUUGCUGAUGGUUAUUGGAAUCGCACCGAAGGGAUUGGACUUUGUCACGACGUUUGAUCUUACUACUGGGCGGUACCGCAUCAAGGCGGACAGCACUGGUAUCCCGCAGCGUAUGAAGAAGGCUGUAGAUUUCACAGGGAAACACAAGAUUCAACCUGACGUCGAGUUCCGCAAGAUCGAGGAUCUUCCACAGAUGGUCAAGGACAUGGAAGACGGCAAGGCGGAUAAGAGACAGGUUGUGAUAUUUUAA
Molecule: messenger RNA, 885 nt
Organism: Aaosphaeria arxii CBS 175.79
Lineage: Eukaryota; Fungi; Ascomycota; Dothideomycetes; Pleosporales
Product: NAD(P)-binding protein
Exons: 3
Coding region: 1-885 (294 amino acids)
Source: RefSeq, a predicted model, not a curated record